AUAUCAGUUAUCAUCUCGUUUAUGUAACAUAACAAGUUCCGUAACGCUAACAUGCACCACCAGUGCGCAGGCAAAGGCUAACAACAUUUACACGCACACAUUCAACACAUGCUCAUCAAUGGCGGUUAACAACAGAUCGGAGACGGUGAAGCUUGCCGCGGCGUUGUUUCUUUCGGCUAGUUUCCGUCUCCUCUUCUUUCUACUCCUAAUCGUCGCCGGUAACAGCGGCGUGUACGGAACAAAGAAGCGAGUUCACAUUCCCGACGACCUCCACGACGUAGAGGACAACGAGGAGGAUGCGUCAUGGAUAGAAUGGGGACAGAAGAGGAAGAUGACGGAGAAAGAGUUUGAUCCGCCGCCUGAGAACUUUUCCGAUUUGGAUAUUACUCAGAUGCAGGAAGAGAUUUUGAAACGUCAGGUCGGACAGUCGUAUGGAUUCGUUAAGCUCCGGUUAACCGAUAGUCGUACUCCGGAUAUGGUAUCGGAUAUUGCAGAGAAAUGGACCAAACUUGCAAGAACCGGAGCAAUUGAAGUCACUUUCAUGGGUUUUGAUAUUACUACUGUAAUGUUCUCGUUACAAAAUGCCCAAAACACAUUAGAGGUGAAAGAGUUUUUACUGAGUCAGCCAGAAACAUAUGAAAUCAAGAUGGGGGAUCAAUUUUUUCGAAGACCAGGCGAUCCUCCAUACGACGAUCUUCUAAAGGAACUCUACAAAGGAAAGAAAAAGCAGGCUCCUUUGUCGAAUGAUACAAUCCUGAAAACCGAGUUAUAAAUGAAUGUUAAUCUUCUAAUUCUUACCAUUUACCAUUUCCAGAUCUGCCAAAGGAAUUUUGAUUAUGACAUUUUAGAGCUAAAGUAACAUAAAGAAUGGUUGCCACAGAACUGAUUUCAAGUUUAAUUUUGUUCCA
Molecule: messenger RNA, 908 nt
Organism: Helianthus annuus (common sunflower)
Lineage: Eukaryota; Viridiplantae; Streptophyta; Magnoliopsida; Asterales; Asteraceae
Exons: 3
Coding region: 119-772 (217 amino acids)
Source: RefSeq, a predicted model, not a curated record